Oryzias latipes (Japanese medaka) is the source of this 2419-nucleotide messenger RNA. RefSeq names its product endothelin receptor type B. Gene Ontology annotation, cellular component: plasma membrane. Lineage: Eukaryota; Metazoa; Chordata; Actinopteri; Beloniformes; Adrianichthyidae. Gene Ontology annotation, molecular function: endothelin receptor activity. The record is from RefSeq and is a predicted model, not a curated record. Gene Ontology annotation, biological process: vasoconstriction; endothelin receptor signaling pathway; developmental pigmentation.
ACCCCGAUUUCCUAUCGCUAAAUUCAAACAUUUACAGCAGGCGCACCAACAAAGACUGUUUUUUUGUGGUUAACAAACAGGCUUUUUCUUAGGUUUUGCAGAGACGCGUUCACAGUGUUUAUGCACAUCUGAAGUUCUGAUUUGGAAAAAAAUAAAAACACUUCAGCGCCUUUUGUGAAAAUCAUUAAUAAUGUGGACCUGGACGUUCAUUCUGUGUUUUGGAAAUAUUCUCAUCGGAUUACAGGCAAGUGAUCAGAAUUCAGGAUGGCUCCCUCUAAUUGAGCGCUCUGAAACAGCCUCCCCUAGUCUUUUAAUGCCAAAUAAACAGAGCUCCAACAGCUCGUUUCAUCCACCAGAAAAAAAUGGGGGAAAAACACCCCAACAUCCCAUGUGCUCCCAGCCAGCUCGGAUCAGAGACACCUUCAAAUACAUCAACCUACUGGCCUCUCUGCUUGUAUUUGUUGUCGGGAUUGUGGGGAAUUCUGCCUUACUUAAAGUCAUAUAUGUAAAUAAAAACAUGAGAAGUGGACCAAACAUCAUCAUUGCAAGUCUCGCUUUGGGGGAUUUGAUCCACAUUGUGAUAGACAUUCCAAUCAACUCAUACAGGCUCAUGGCAGAAGAUUGGCCCUUUGGUUUAGUUCUAUGCAAACUUGUCCCCUUCAUCCAGAAAACUUCUGUUGGGAUUACCGUAUUGAGUUUAUGUGCUUUGAGCGUUGACAGAUACCGAGCUGUGAUAUCCUGGCAUCAAAUCAAAGGCAUCUGGGUUCCUGUGUGGACAGCAAUUGAAAUAACCCUGAUAUGGGUUAUUUCAAUCCUGCUGGCUGUUCCUGAAGCUGUCGGCUUUGAUAUGAUAACGAUGGACUACAAAGAGAAGCAUCUGAGAAUAUGUCUUCUUCACCCCAUGCAAACCAGCCAGUUCAUGCAGAUGUAUAAAGCAGGGAAAGACUGGUGGCUCUUUGGCUUCUACUUCUGCAUGCCACUGGCCUGGACUGCAGUUUUCUACACGCUUAUGACCCAGAAAAUGCUAAGAAAAACAGAAAACACUUUGAGCGAUCACAUCAAGCAGAGGUGGGAAGUUGCAAAAACUGUCUUCUGCUUGGUGUUGGUGUUUGCACUCUGCUGGCUGCCUCUAUAUCUCAGCAGAAUCUUGAAAUUAACCAUGUAUGAUGAGAAAGACCCUGAUAGGUGCCGUUUACUGAGCAUUUUUCUUGUUCUGGACUAUUUUGGCAUAAACAUGGCAUCGCUGAACUCAUGCAUCAACCCAAUUGCGCUGUACAUAGUCAGCAAAAGAUUCAAGACAUGUUUCAAGGCGUGUAUGUGCAGUUGGCGUCUGCCUUUUCAAGCUGAUACCCACGACGAGGCGCAGGCUGUUUUGAAGUCCAGAAUGCAGGAUCAAGGCUCAGAGCAGAGCUGCAACAUCAAAGCUGGCGGAGAGACUUCCACACCCCUACCUGUUAACAAUUUACCUUGUUAACAAAACUCACACGCAUUUGUAAAUUUGUGCUUUUGUCAAUAUAACUAUAUUAAAUGGACAGUUAAAAAAAAAAUGCCAGAAAAUCUCUGGUUGCUCAGCAACCAGUCCCAAUAACACAAUAUUACCUUUGAAUAACAACGGAGCGCUUUUUUAUGUAAUGAUGCCGUCAGUUAAACAGCUGUUUUGGCGAGAGCAACCUCCAAUCAGACUGUUUAGACCAUUGUUAGCUCCUGGGCGCAUGACUCCCUUCCAACAAUUACAUCAGAUCUCACCUGGUACCUUUGCUCUAUCAUGCAUCACAGUUCUUAAAUCACUGUUUUCGACACUGUGCUGUAUAUCCUGUCAAGUCUGAAGACCUGCAUAUAAUUUCACUGCUGGGCUGUAGUACAACGUUAUGCCAUAGGAUAUCAUGCAAAUGCAAAUUCAAAAGGACUCUCUCGGAAGAGGAAUUAUUAGCACUUAUAUUAUUUUUGUUUCAGUUCCAUGCAUGCCCUGGAUGUGGCAUUUUUCAAGUUUAUAGUCGUUCUUUCCCUGAAAAACAUAUCAAAUUGAUGCCACAAGUAAAUCCUGUCCUCAACACUGAAUGAACUGAUUGAUGGUGGCCUAUUUUUAAUGCAUUGUUAAAUGUGUAAUGCAUGGAGACACUUUAUAAAAGACCUGAGAGUGGGAAAGAAGGGAAACGAAGAUGACAGAAUGAGGUCAGGAGGAGAGAGGCACGGGGGGUGUUGGGGUGGAGGGGAUGCUGGUGGCACCUGAUAGGUCUUCCCGUCACAGGACAAGGCAAGCACAAAUGAAGCACAGUCCUCCCAGCUAAUGCUGUAUCAGCCUGAAAAACUGUCUGGCUGCUUGUGUGGCGGAACGCCUAUUAAAAGUUUAUCUUGUCUGAGUGAAGUUAAGUUGUUUGUUGGAACAAAGUUGUUGAAAUAAAAGAGUGACUUUUUGUAA